Vicia villosa (hairy vetch) is the source of this 1680-nucleotide messenger RNA. RefSeq lists its product as uncharacterized. Lineage: Eukaryota; Viridiplantae; Streptophyta; Magnoliopsida; Fabales; Fabaceae. The transcript has a single exon. The coding region runs from base 1 to 1680 and encodes 559 amino acids. The record is from RefSeq and is a predicted model, not a curated record.
AUGGAAAAACCCCCAACUUUGGAUGCGUACGACGGGACUACAGAUCCCGACGAUCAUAUUAGGAACCUGGAGGCCGUCAUGGAGUAUCACGUCGUCCACGGCUCCAUCAAAUGUCGGAUCUUCCCAACCACGCUCCGAAAGGGGGCAAUGACCUGGUACAGGAAUCUCCCUCCUAACUCCAUCAAGUCUUGGGCCGAGCUCAAGGAACUCUUUCUGAGUCACUUCACUGCUUCCCGCCGUCAACCGAAAUCAGAGGCAAACCUCGAAGCUGUAGUCCAAGGGACCAACGAGCCUCUCCGAGACUACCUCGACAGAUUCAACAAGGAGGCCAUCCAAGUGGAGACGACCGAUUACAUGAAAAGGUAUCUCCUCGAGCGAGGGCUCCUCCCCGGCAGCGAAUUCAGGAAAGCGAUAAAGAUCGAAAAAAUGCGAUCUAUGAACGCCAUCUUGAAAAGGGCGCAGGCUUUCAUCUCCUUCGAGGAAGGCGAAACGGUCGCAGUCAAAGCAUCAAGGGGAAAUGGCGUUACUCGGAGCUCGAGCCAAGACCCGUCCGCCGCGCCCCGAGCAAACGAGAGAAAGAGGGACGACAGGUCCCGCGACACAAAGGAGCGCAGAGGGCCAGCAGGACGCUUCAACGACUAUACCCCCCUGAAAGUUUCACGGGAGAAGAUCCUGGCCGAGUGCAUAAACGCCGAGUUCAGAAACUCCAACAUCAGGCCCCCGAAGCCGAAUUCCUCCCGGUCGGGGACCGACAAGUCCAAAUACUGCAAGUAUCACAAGAGCCACGGGCACCUGACAGACGAGUGCAUACACCUGAAGGACGCCAUCGAGACACUGAUCAAAGAGGGUCACCUUUCUAAGUACACAAAGAGAGGAGACCCUCCCAGAAGGAAUGACCGUCGGAGCUCCGACGAGGGAAAUUCACCGAAUGCCAGGCCGCUGCAGGUGGCGUUAUCCGUCACCCGACCAGAAGACUUCAUACCCUCGGUCGGAGUGACAUCUGCCCUCAGCGUCUGGGAAGGGUUCCCGACAGCAAUGCUGAUAUCCAACGGCGGGGACCCUGGCUCCCUCACAAUCGGCUCCGUGAAAAGGAAGUUCGACGAGUUGAUCAGCGCCACCACGAACAUGACCCCAACCCUGAGGAGAUUUAAAGGGAGGUCAGAACCAAUCACUUUCUACUUGGAGGAGCUACCCGGCGGCGCCCCGAACGCCACAAUCCCACUGCUCGUGCGAGCGAGGAUGGCGAACUUCGACGUCCGUCGGGUCCUGGUCGACGAGGGAAGCUCGGUCGACAUCAUGUACUCCCAUCUCUUCCAAACCCUACAGCUGGACGACUCACAUCUCACUCCUUACGUGGGCUCCGACCUCCAAGGAUUCAACGGAACAACCACAAAGCCGUGGGGUUACGUCGAACUGCUCGUCUCCUUCGGGGAGGGGGAAGCUUCCAGGCAAGUCAAGACACGGUUCUUGGUGAUAAACUGCAAGACCCUCUACAACUGCAUCAUCGGGCGCCCCAUUUUGGCCGAACUCACUGCCGUCCCCUCAACCGUUCACCUGAAGAUGAAGUUCUAUACGAAGAGGGGACGAGUAGUCACUGUCAAUGCCGACAUCGAAGCUGCUAGGAGGAUAUUCGACGCAUCAGUAAAGGGACUGGAGCUAAUCGCCACUGAUCGUACCUGA